Budorcas taxicolor (takin) is the source of this 2345-nucleotide messenger RNA. It is a transcript of the gene CMKLR1, whose product is annotated as chemerin chemokine-like receptor 1. Gene Ontology annotation, biological process: complement receptor mediated signaling pathway; phospholipase C-activating G protein-coupled receptor signaling pathway; positive regulation of macrophage chemotaxis. Gene Ontology annotation, molecular function: G protein-coupled receptor activity; complement receptor activity. Gene Ontology annotation, cellular component: plasma membrane. The transcript is spliced from 2 exons. The record is from RefSeq and is a predicted model, not a curated record. Bases 232 to 1320 code for a protein of 362 amino acids. Lineage: Eukaryota; Metazoa; Chordata; Mammalia; Artiodactyla; Bovidae.
AGACCGGGGGUCUCCCUGGGAGCCUCCGGGGGAUGAGGAUGUUCCGGGGGUGCUGUGCUCUGGGGUCUCUGGGGGGCCCAUGAAUGAGGGGGUGAACUGCUUUCUUGGGCAAACGGCCCCAGGCAAAGAACAGUGUGACUUCGAGGAAGAAGUUGGGGAUCACGCGUCUCCUGCACAACCUCGAGUGACCUGAAGUCAGAGAAGACCUGGGCAAGACCAGCCACAAAGAGAAUGGAGGCUGAGGAUUACAACGCCUCCUACGAGGACUACCCCGACGACUUGGACCCCAUCGUGGUUCUGGAGGAGCUGUCUCCCCUGGAAGGCAGAGUGGUCAGGAUCUUCCUGGUGGUGGUCUACAGCAUCAUCUGCCUCCUUGGGAUCCUGGGCAACGGCUUGGUGAUCGUCAUCACCACCUGCAAGAUGAAGAGGACGGUGAACACCGUCUGGUUCCUCAACCUGGCCGUGGCCGACUUCCUGUUCAACAUCUUCCUCCCCAUCCACAUCGCCUACGCCGCCCUGGACUACCACUGGGUGUUCGGGACGGCCAUGUGCAAGAUCAGCAACUUCCUGCUCAUCCACAACAUGUUCACCAGCGUCUUCCUGCUGACCGUCAUCAGCUUCGACCGCUGCGUCUCCGUGCUCCUCCCGGUCUGGUCCCAGAACCACCGCAGUGUCCGGCUCGCUUACACGGCCUGCCUGGUCAUCUGGGUCCUGGCUUUUUUCUUGAGUUCCCCGUCCCUCGUCUUCCGGGACACGGCCCACCUGCACGGGAAGAUAUCCUGCUUUAACAACUUCAGCCUGUCGGCCACCGGCUCUUCGCCGUGGCCGGCUCACCCCCAGGUGGACCCGGUGGGCUCCAGCCGGCACAUGGUGGUGACCGUCACCCGCUUCCUCUGCGGCUUCCUGGUGCCGGGCCUCAUCACCACCGCCUGCUACUUCACCAUCGUCUACAAGCUACAGCGCAGCCGCCUGGCCAAGACCAAGAAGCCCUUCAAGAUCAUCCUGACCAUCAUCGUCACCUUCUUCCUCUGCUGGUGCCCCUACCACGCCUUCUACCUCCUGGAGCUCCGUCGUGGCUCCGUGCCUCCCUCCGUCUUCAGCCUGGGCGUGCCCCUGGCCACCGCCAUCGCCAUCGCCAACAGCUGCAUGAACCCCAUCCUGUACGUCUUCAUGGGUCAGGACUUCAAGAAGUUCAGGGUGGCCCUCUUCUCCCGUCUGGUCAAUGCCCUGAGUGAGGACACAGGGCAUUCCUCCUACCCCAGCCACAGGAGCUUUACCAAGAUGUCAUCCGUGAACGAGAGGGAGACUGGCAUGCUCUGAGCCUCGCCCGGAAAUCCCCCCAGUGGAUGCUCCCAACCUUGGAGGAGGCUCAAAGCUACACCUUCUGGAGACCAUGGCAGGAACCCUCCCCACCCCCCAACAGUGGACACUCCCAACCUUGGAGACUCAAAGCUAUGCCUUCUGGACACCACAACAGGAGCCUCCUGGGCAACCCACAGAUGCCCACUGUAUUUUACGUGGGGCUGAGCAGUGUUUUUGAGCUGGGAAUCCAGGGUUUGGAACACCUUUCCUGCAGUGCUGCGGUGCCUAGGCUUGGACCAGUAUUCCGUACAUCUUCGGAGACUCGCCUUGACCAACGCAAAGCAAAAAAGGGAGAAUUUUCUAAAGCACUGCCAUGAACUGGGCUGGGCAUAAGACAGAGGGAUUCAGUUACCUACCUGAGCACUUUCCAGGCACGACACAGACAGUUUGCAAGGUCCGUUUCUGGUGUAAGGAGAGGAGGUCAGAGCCAAGCCAGUGUGAUGUAGAUCACGCCUCGCCACAGAGCCCUAUAUUAACAGCUGGCCAGAAAUCCUGCUUUUAAGCCAUUCUUCAGGUCUCGGGCGUGUUGGAAUGCACACACCUUUUCCAGGCCACUUGGGAAGAGAAGGUGACAUAUGAGCACAGAAACUCCUGGGACCAUGCAUUUGACUUUCAGAUCAGCUGGAAAGAUAGACAACAGGUCCUGAGGGGGGCAUGGGGCUUUUUAAUGGGGGCAAGAGAAGGGCUACAGGGCUACAGGGCUACAGCGAAGACUUGGGUCUUGUGGGGGAAAGAAUGGAGAAAGAAAAGACCUUUCAGAGGGCAUGUGACAGGAAACAGCUCACCCUAGAACCCUCCAGGGCAAUGGUGCUGUGUUGAGGGUGGGGUCAGGCUGCCACCCCCUCGCCCAAGCCCUGACCUCAAUUUGCAUUUGUUCCCCUGGGGCUGGUUCGAGGUGGGCAGCCCCCUACUCACUCCAUCACGGCAAUUCUUCCCUCUUCCUGACCCACUGACUCUGGCUGUUGUUGCUUGGAAGAAAACAC